Messenger RNA from Humulus lupulus (European hop), 1369 nucleotides. Its product is annotated as serine/arginine-rich splicing factor RS2Z33-like. Bases 194 to 1201 code for a protein of 335 amino acids. Gene Ontology annotation, cellular component: nuclear speck. Gene Ontology annotation, molecular function: zinc ion binding; mRNA binding. Gene Ontology annotation, biological process: mRNA splicing, via spliceosome. The transcript is spliced from 6 exons. Lineage: Eukaryota; Viridiplantae; Streptophyta; Magnoliopsida; Rosales; Cannabaceae. The record is from RefSeq and is a predicted model, not a curated record.
UCUUAGGUAAGAUGCCUCGGUAUGAUGACCGAUAUGGUGGAACUCGGCUGUAUGUUGGUCGUUUGCCUUCUCGAACUAGAUCACGUGAUCUUGAGGACCUGUUUAGCCGAUAUGGAAGGUUUCUUGGCUUUUGCCAAACCUGGAGGUCUGUGGUGAGAGGGUCUCAUUGGUGGAUUUGGCGAGUCUUUCUAUAAUGUUAUUGCGUGUUUUAAAUGGAAAUGGCAACAAUCUCAAAGUGGUGUUUAGUGAGGGGCGAAGUAUCAUCAUCCCUUUGAUACAUUGUCAUGAUGGCCUUACUGUUUCUGGACCCGAUUUAUGCAGAGUACGUGAUGUGGAUAUGAAGCGUGACUUUGCCUUUGUUGAGUUUAGUGAUCCACGAGAUGCUGAUGAUGCGAGAUAUGGUUUGAAUGGUCGAGACUUUGAUGGAACACGCCUCAUUGUGGAAGCUGCCAGAGGGGGACCACGUGGUCCUGGUGGAUCGCGUGAGUAUCUUGGUAGAGGUCCUCCUCCUGGAUCAGGGCGCUGCUUCAAUUGUGGAAUUGAUGGCCACUGGGCUCGAGAUUGUAAGGCUGGGGAUUGGAAGAAUAAGUGUUACCGUUGUGGGGAGCGAGGUCACAUUGAAAGAAAUUGUCAGAAUAGUCCAAAGAAACUAAAACGCGGACGGAGUCAAUCACGUUCAAUGAGUCCACGACAUGGCAGGAGUCGAAGCCGCAGUUAUAGCAGGGACCGGAGUUACAGUCGAUCCAGAUCACCUGUUAAGAGGGGAGGACGCAGUGCUGAGAGAAGAUCAAGGAGUCCACGUGAUAGCCGGAGCCCUAAGCAGCUUAGGGGCUCACCUCCUCCAUCCAAAGGAAGGAAGCAGCGUGAUGCCACACCUGAUGAGAGAAGCCCCCAAGUGAGGGGUAGCCCAUCUCCUCGAGAUCGUAGGUCAGACUACAGUGCUAGUCCCAGAGGAGGAAAGAGCCGAAGCCCUGUCAAUGGUGCUGAUGGAGACAAUGGAGAUGGGAGGUACCGAAGUAAUGGCGGCGAAAAUGGCCGCAGCCGCAGCCACAGUCCUACAAAUGUUAGAAGCCGCAGUCGCAGCCGCAGUCCUACUAAUGGCCAAACCCGCAGUCCCACACCAAACCGCAGGGAUGACAGGAGCCCUAUUGAUGAGGAUGAUGAUAACCAUGGUUCUCCAAGGGGUAGUGAAUCAGCUUAAAGCUGCAUAUGAUUAUAUGCUUUUAUUUGUCCACACAAGAGCCUUGAUGUGUUGAGUUAAACUUGCUUCGUUUUUUCCUUGAAUGGGAUGAUUGUAGUUCUUUAACAGUUGAGAUAUUAUCUUAAAGACUUGAGACUAUAUAAACUCCGUUUGUCUGUAGACUUUCAA